AUGGCCGCUAAAGCUAUACCAAAGGACGUGGUGGUGAAGCUCAUCGUGGGCGCCGGCCAGGCCAGCCCCAGUCCUCCAGUUGGCCCGGCUCUGGGAAGUAAAGGUGUGAAGUCGAUGGAUUUUUGCAAGGAAUUCAAUGCACGAACGGCGCAUAUCAACGUUGGAACUCCGAUACCUGCACGAGUCACCAUCCGUCCCGAUCGAUCCUUUACAUUCGACCUCAGAACUCCGGUGACGUCCUGGCUACUGCUACAGGCAGCCAAGGUUGAGCCGAGAAAAGCUCGCAUCCGAGGCGGCGAACGUCCGGGCCACGAGACGAUUGGGAACGUCUCAUUGAAACAUGUGUAUGAGAUCGCGAAGAUAAAGCAGACGGAGCUUCGAUUGUCGGGCCUCAGCCUCCAGGGACUGUGUAUGAGCAUCAUAGCUCAGGCAAAGUCCGUUGGCAUCAAGGUCGUGCCGUAA
Nannizzia gypsea CBS 118893 is the source of this 462-nucleotide messenger RNA. Its product is annotated as mitochondrial 54S ribosomal protein YmL19. Gene Ontology annotation, biological process: translation. The transcript has 2 exons. The coding region runs from base 1 to 462 and encodes 153 amino acids. The record is from RefSeq and is a predicted model, not a curated record. Gene Ontology annotation, cellular component: mitochondrial large ribosomal subunit; ribosome. Gene Ontology annotation, molecular function: structural constituent of ribosome; large ribosomal subunit rRNA binding. Lineage: Eukaryota; Fungi; Ascomycota; Eurotiomycetes; Onygenales; Arthrodermataceae.